CUUCCUCUCCACGCCACUGCUCCCAUGGAGCUCUCCAUGAGCGGCAACUCCCUCAAGACCUUCUCCCGCUCCAUCAUCUCUCUUUCCCGCAUCGGCUCCGAGCUCGUCCUCCAUGGCUCCUCUUCCCAGCUGCUUCUCCACUGCCUCAACACCUCCCGCUCUGCGUACCAAUCCAUCUCCUUCACUCCCUCCUUCUUCGACUCCUACUCCAUCUCCUCAUCCGGCGUCGGCAACGAUGUCCACUGCGGCGUUCUCCUCAAGUCCGUAUGCGCUGUCCUCCGCACCCCGCCCUCCGCCAUCGACCGCCUCUCCAUUCGCCUCCCCUCUGACGCCAUCAAGCUCCACUUCUCCCUCCGUUGCCUCAAUGGCAUUACCAAGACCUAUUGCCUCUCCUGCAACGCUGAUCCUGACGUCCAGCACCUCUCCAUUGAUAAAUCCCGGUUCCCUAGCUUGAUUACUGUUCGUCCCCGUGAUUUGACGAGGUUGCUAGCGAACUUCCAGUCUUCUUUGCAUGAGAUUACGGUUAUUGCCACGGAGCAGUCUGCUAGGGCAGAUGAUUAUGGAGGGGAGAUUGGAGGGAAGGCGGUUGAGCUUCGGAGUUAUAUUGAUCCGACUAAAGAUGAUGGUGAUAUGGCGUUGCAUACGCAGCUCUGGAUUGAUCCUGCGGAGGAGUUCUUACAGUAUACCCAUGCUGGGGAUCCAGUAGAUGUGACAUUUGGGGUGAAGGAAUUAAAGGCAUUUCUUUCAUUUUGUGAAGGAUGUGAAGCUGAUAUUCAAAUAUUUUUUGAGAAAGCUGGCGAACCUAUUUUAAUGGCGCCACGAUUUGGGUUUGAUGGUGCAUCCAAUUCAGACUUUGAUGCGACACUUGUUCUUGCUUCCAUGCUUGUAUCACAACUUAAUGAUGAAACAACAGACCACCAUCCAGCUAUGGCAUCAAAUGACCAGGGUGCCUGUGGAAUGGGUACUGAACAAGAACCUGCUAGAGCUCCUUCACCAGUUUCUGAUCGUCCUUCAAACCACACCAAGAUUUGGUCUGAUCUUACAGCAGGAAGUGCAGCCAAAAGUUCAGACGGUACAAGAGAAAGGCACAUUCAGACAGAAGGGAAUCCAAGUUCUACGCUGCAAAAUAACAUGCAAAACCUUAAUGCUGUGGGCACUUCAAAAACACCUCCUGCUAGAGAGAAUUUUACUGAUUUACGGCAAGCAAUGGAAACUGUUAAUGUAAAUCCAGAUGAGCCAGAAGAUAACAGGAAUUAUCAAACACAGCACCAUCCAAGUAAUUGGGUUGGUGGUGAUGAUGAUGAGGAGGAGGAGGAUGAAGUUUAUGUGCAGUCCACACCUCACUUUUAUGACUAGUAGCAGCAAAAUCCAAGAUCGACUAUAUGCAUGUUUGUUGUUUUCCAGUAACAAUCUUUCCAGCAUGGCUUGGUGGAGUUUGGUGCUGCAUUGAUUUACCCACCCAUUUAUUUGAUGCCGUUAUUUUCUGUUUUCUUUCUUGGCAGGGGUUGGUUUGAAAGAUUCAGUUGGAGGGGAGCUGUUGGCUGUUGCUGACUCAGUUCAAUUUCCAGCUGAAAAAUGGACCCAAAAACUUCCAGCCCUGCUCCGGCUCCAUUUCUUAUGAGAUUUAAGCUAUUGAAUUUUAUCAAAUCCGGCAUAUCUGGAUGUCUUCCUUGUCUUCUAGCUCAUGCAUAAUGACAUUUGGUGACCAAGAAACUGAAAGAAAAACAAGUCUCCAUGGAAGAACCAGCUGGAAAUAUAUGUUCAUAAUCAGUAUGGGCAUCAUGGCAAUGGCAGAGUGUGAGGAGUUUGGGUUGAGUUCUAGGGAGAUAUACCGCAGGAUUUUAGCAGUGGGUAAUCACAUUAGUUAUGGCGCUUUAGAGCCCGACACGACGCCGUGCUCCCAGCCCGGGGCGUCUUACUACAACUGCCGUGCUGGGGCUGAGGCCAACCCUUACCGUCGUGGUUGCAACGCCCUCACACAAUGCCGCAGUUGAGAUAAGCCACAUGGCGGAGUGUGUGCACCAUCAAAAAUUGAUCAUCCGAUUUAUGCGCACUCAUCUGGCCGACACGGGAAUUGGGUUGUAAGUCUGUUUUCAUAGUUGAGGAUUUUUUUUGGUAACGCUGUAUUCGGUGUAUUUUGAAUUAUAAAUAAUGAAAGUCUUUAUAUGACACUUUUUAUGGGGCAGUACCAUUAGACUACAGACACUCUGGUUAUGAAUCUAUUUUGUUAGUUGCAAAAACAAACCUGAUGUAUAAAUGGGUUGUUAAGACAAUGUAGUAAUUCUA
Dioscorea cayenensis subsp. rotundata (Guinea yam) is the source of this 2286-nucleotide messenger RNA. Its product is annotated as cell cycle checkpoint control protein RAD9A. NCBI's taxonomy places the organism in Eukaryota, Viridiplantae, Streptophyta, Magnoliopsida, Dioscoreales, Dioscoreaceae. The record is from RefSeq and is a predicted model, not a curated record. The transcript has 13 exons. The coding region runs from base 25 to 1356 and encodes 443 amino acids. Gene Ontology annotation, biological process: DNA repair; DNA replication checkpoint signaling; mitotic intra-S DNA damage checkpoint signaling. Gene Ontology annotation, cellular component: checkpoint clamp complex.